AUGGAUAUUGGGAAUGAAGCUCAGGGUAUUCAAAGCCUUCUCACUGCAAUGCUUGCCAAGAUCAAUGCCCCAGCUCAAUCAUCCUCCUCUCAGCCUUCUUGUAACAUCACUACUCCCUCACCAGUGUCUCUACUCAAUACAUCACAAGCUUCACAACACAACACAUCCCCUGUGCAGAUCAAUUCACAAAUCCAGACCUCCACUCAGUCAUCUACAGUUGCACCUGCUAUUCCUCCUGGCUUCACCACUCCAGGCUUGCCUUCAUACCCCAUCUCAGCUCAAACACCCUACAUGCCUAUACCUGCCAUGCCUUAUGGUUUCACUCCAUUCCCAUCAUAUCCUGUGUUCAAUGCACCUACUGGUGUGGCUGGCUUUUAUGCUGGUCGAGGUAAUGGCCGUUUUCAUAACAAUGGUGCUAGAAGGAACAUUAAUUUUGGUGGUGGAAGAGGCAAUCAAAUGAACACCAAUGCUGGAGGUGGUGGUUUCAGACCUGCUAGGAAUGCAGGGAAUGCAAGCAACACUCUCACUUGUCAAUGGUGCAACAAGGUUGGUCAUGGGGCCAAAACCUGCAGAAGUCUACCUAAUGCUCAAAAUGCCAACACUUCAAAUACUCAAGGUGGUUGUCAAUACUGUGGAAGACAUGGUCAUACAACAGAUAGGUGCUAUUUCAUUAUUGGUUUUCCUGGUCAACAAAGUGAAACUGAAGAUGCUACUGCAAUGGUUGCUGCCACAAACCUUGCUCCCCAAUUUUGGCUUGCUGACACUGGAGCAACCAAUAAUAUGACUAACAAUCUUCAGAUGCUCAACAAUGUGAUUCCAUAUCCUACCACUGAUGGAGUGCAGAUUGGACAAGGUGCAGUGCAAAAUUUUGUACCAGGGACUGAGUAAACAAGGGCUAUACCCUAUACCAUUUGAUCUGCCUCUUUUCAAUAAGUGUUCUACAACAGAUGUGAAUAAUAAAGGAUCCUCA
Messenger RNA from Rosa rugosa (rugosa rose), 970 nucleotides. RefSeq lists its product as uncharacterized. NCBI's taxonomy places the organism in Eukaryota, Viridiplantae, Streptophyta, Magnoliopsida, Rosales, Rosaceae. The coding region runs from base 1 to 888 and encodes 295 amino acids. The transcript has 2 exons. Gene Ontology annotation, molecular function: zinc ion binding; nucleic acid binding. The record is from RefSeq and is a predicted model, not a curated record.